CGCCGACCUCGCGCUUCGGCAUUACGCCUCGAUACUUAAGUCCGAGCCCUGCAAGAAAAAUGAGCGACGCUGGCUCGGGUCUAAGUAGAGAAGCGAAUCUUUUAUAUCAAGUCGAUCCCCUCCUCAUUAUUCUCUACCCGGCGCAGAUCAAACAAGCAUAAUUGGCGCGAGGACGAAGCACGGCGCAUCGCAACCUCGUAAGACCGAAGCGCUCUGCCUUCUAUCCGAGCUAGUUGAUAUCUCCGAGCAGCUUUCCUCGCCCGGCUUUCCCCCAAUUCUCUGGGGGGCUUCAGCCGUAUUAUUUAAAUCACAAGUUACGGGGACCUUGUCCAUCGAUUUCGCAGACUCCAGUACCAAAGAUGGGGGAGGGACAUAACGGCCUGGCCUUGCCAGAAAUCGGGACCAUAAACACAGAAAUCCCUAGCGACAAUUCAACAAUGACCGCAUCCAGUAUCCAACUGGACCGCGAUCCAGAGAAGACACAGCCCGUGGAGAAACAAACCGCGGGACAGUUCGUACAGGAGAGCCAUGAUGCAGAGAAAGCAGAGCAGGUCACCCAGACUGCGGCGCCAGAACCAGCACCGCCAAGUAUGCCCCCAGAUGGAGGAUGGCAGGCAUGGCUGGUUGUAAUGGGAGCUUUCUGCAGUCUGUUUGUCAGUUUCGGUUGGAUUAACUGCAUCGGUGUCUUCCAGGAUUACUACCAGACUCAUCAGUUGAAGAACAUGUCUCCCAGCACAGUGGCAUGGGUUCCAUCACUGGAGACAUUCGUCAUGUUCGUCGGAGGUCCUAUCUUCGGAAAGCUCUUCGACAACUACGGUCCGCGAUGGCUAUUGCUUAUCGGAACCUUCUUCCACGUCUUUGGUCUGAUGAUGACCUCUCUCUCCACUAAAUACUACCAAUUCAUCCUCGCGCAAGGAAUCUGCAGUCCCCUCGGAGCCAGCGCUGUCUUCUACGCCUCCAUGACCUCCGCCGUCACCUGGUUCCACCACCGUCGUGCCCUGGCUCUGGGAAUCACAGUGAGUGGAUCGAGCUUAGGAGGAGUCAUCUUCCCCAUCAUGGUCGACCAUCUCGUGCAAGAAGUCGGUUUUGCCUGGGCGAUGCGUAUCUGCGCUUUCAUGAUCCUCGGCCUGCUCGUCAUCUCCAACCUUACGGUCAAGUCGAGAUUGAAGCACACCGUGAAGCCCUUCCACCCCAUGGAGUUCCUCAAGCCACUGAAGGAACUGAAAUUCAUCCUGACGGUGACGGGAGCGUUUUUCUUCUUCUGGGGCAUGUUCUUGCCUUUCACCUUUGUCAUCCUCCAGGCCGAGAGAUACGGCAUGUCCACCAACAUGGGAGCGUAUUUGAUCCCUAUCCUGAACGCUGCAAGUAUCCUCGGCCGUACUCUCCCAGGCUACCUCGGUGACCGCCUCGGCCGCUUCAACACCAUGAUCUUCAUGACCUACUUCUCCGCCAUCGUCGUUCUCGCAAUCUGGCUCCCCUCCCGCAGCAACGCCCCCGCCAUCGUCUUCAGCGCCCUCUACGGUUUCGGUUCCGGCGCCUUCGUCUCCCUCGGCCCCGCUGUCAUCGCUCAGAUCUCUGACGUGCGCGAAAUCGGUAUCCGCAACGGUACCUUCUUCGCUAUCAUCUCCAUUGCUGCCCUAACGGGAAAUCCGAUCGGAGGAGCUCUCGCUCCCAAUGUCGUCUCGGGUAGUUUUACGAAACUUCAAAUCUUCUGUGGUGUGGUGCAGAUGGCGGGAGCGACGUUUUUUGUUGUGGCGAGGGUUUAUAUUGGUGGGUUUAAGCCGAAUAAGAAGCUUUAAGCUUGCAAAAAAAGAAAAAAAAAAACAAGCACCAACAACAAUAAAAGGACAAAAAGGGAAGAGAAAAGACGAACAUGGCGGAAAAGAGACGUGGUGGUUUUUUUUAUUUUUAUUAUUAUUCCUUACUAACUAACUAACUAGAGUAACCGACCAACCACCAUGUAAUUAGACAUGCAUAUAGAUGUGUAGAUGGAUAUAGUUAACGCAUAAUGUGAAAUACAUAAUAGAAUCGAAGA
This is a messenger RNA of Paecilomyces variotii, 2035 nucleotides long. Its product is annotated as major facilitator superfamily domain-containing protein. The coding region runs from base 360 to 1799 and encodes 479 amino acids. The transcript has 3 exons. NCBI's taxonomy places the organism in Eukaryota, Fungi, Ascomycota, Eurotiomycetes, Eurotiales, Thermoascaceae. The record is from RefSeq and is a predicted model, not a curated record. Gene Ontology annotation, molecular function: transmembrane transporter activity. Gene Ontology annotation, biological process: transmembrane transport. Gene Ontology annotation, cellular component: fungal-type vacuole membrane.